Molecule: messenger RNA, 2377 nt
Organism: Odocoileus virginianus texanus
Lineage: Eukaryota; Metazoa; Chordata; Mammalia; Artiodactyla; Cervidae
Gene: ANXA11
Product: annexin A11
Biological process (GO): cytokinetic process; phagocytosis
Cellular component (GO): cytoplasm
Molecular function (GO): calcium-dependent phospholipid binding; calcium ion binding
Source: RefSeq, a predicted model, not a curated record
UCCGAGUGUGGGAGUGGGACAAAACUCGAGUCCGGUGGGAGGUGCCGCGCCUGGGACGCCCGGAGAGAGCGCUGCUGCUGCCCGCCCGCGUCCCACUUCUCCCCUCGCGGCUCCCCACUGCCCCUUGGCCAGAUCUAGCCAUGAGCUACCCAGGCUACCCCCCGCCCGCAGGUGGCUACCCACCAGCUGCACCAGGUGGCGGUGCCUGGGGAGGUGCUGGCUACCCGCCACCCACCAUGCCUCCCAUCGGGCUGGAUAAUGUGGCCAACUACGCAGGGCAGUUCAACCAGGACUACCUCUCAGGAGUGGCAGCCAACAUGUCCGGGACGUUUGGAGGAGCCAACGUGCCAAACCUGUACCCAGGGGCCCCUGGGGCUGGUUACCCUCCAGUUCCCCCGGGGAGUUUUGGGCAGCCCCCUCCCGCCCAGCAGCCUGUUCCUUCGUAUGGAAUGUACCCGCCCCCUGGAGGAAACCCACCCUCUGGGAUGCCUUCAUAUCCGCCAUACCCAGGGGCCCCUGUGCCAGGCCAGCCCAUGUUGCCCCCUGGGCAGCAGCCCCCGGGGGCCUACCCUGGACAGCCGCCCAUGACCUACCCUGGACAGUCACCAAUGCCACCUCCUGGGCAGCAGCCGGUGCCAAGCUAUCCAGGGUACUCAGGUUCUGGGACUGUCACCCCUGCCGUGUCCCCAGCCCAGUUUGGAAACCGAGGCACCAUCACAGAUGCAUCUGGCUUUGACCCCCUGCGAGAUGCUGAGGUCCUGCGGAAGGCCAUGAAGGGCUUUGGGACUGAUGAGCAAGCCAUCAUUGACUGCCUGGGUAGUCGCUCCAACAAGCAACGGCAGCAGAUCCUCCUGUCCUUCAAGACAGCAUAUGGGAAGGAUUUGAUCAAAGAUCUGAAAUCUGAACUGUCAGGAAACUUUGAGAAGACAAUCUUGGCCUUGAUGAAGACGCCUGUCCUCUUUGAUGCUUAUGAGAUAAAGGAAGCUAUCAAGGGGGCGGGCACUGAUGAAGCCUGCCUGAUUGAGAUCCUCGCCUCCCGCAGCAAUGAGCACAUCCGGGAACUGAACAGACUCUACAAGACAGAAUUCAAAAAGACUCUGGAGGAGGCCAUUCGGAGCGACACGUCAGGGCACUUCCAGCGGCUCCUCAUCUCUCUCUCUCAGGGGAACCGGGAUGAAAGCACGAACGUGGACAUGACUCUCGUCCAGAGAGAUGUGCAGGAGCUCUAUGCAGCUGGGGAGAACCGCCUGGGAACAGAUGAAUCCAAGUUCAAUGCAAUUCUGUGCUCCCGGAGCCGGACCCACCUGGUGGCAGUUUUUAAUGAGUAUCAGAGAAUGACAGGACGUGACAUUGAGAAGAGCAUCUGCCGAGAGAUGUCCGGGGACCUGGAGCAGGGCAUGCUGGCUGUGGUGAAAUGUCUUAAGAAUACCCCAGCCUUCUUUGCUGAGAGGCUCAACAAGGCCAUGAGGGGAGCAGGAACCAAAGACAGGACCCUGAUCCGCAUCAUGGUGUCUCGCAGCGAGAUCGACCUCCUGGACAUCAGAGCGGAGUAUAAGCGGCUGUAUGGCAAGUCGCUGUACCACGAUAUCACGGGAGACACUUCAGGGGAUUACCGGAAGAUCCUGCUGAAGAUCUGUGGUGGCAACGACUGAGCAGUGGCUGGUGGGUCACUUCUCUCCACCUGCUGGCAACAGCAGUGCCAGGAAAAGGCCAAAAGGACAUUUGUCUGUUUCUAACAAAUCUACAAAACCGCCCCCAGGUGUCACCAUUCAGACCAGCCGUAGAGCCGUGUUUCCAGCUCCUCCCCCACCCUCUUGAUCCGUGCACUGUGCUUGUGCUGAACCUCGUCAGUCUCUCAGGACGCCUCCUGCCCAUCCCCACCCCUCACAGCAUCUUGCAGCUAAAGUAGAUGUUUUGUUUCCUCACUCAUGCAGUCAUUCCCCUUUGCUUAUGGCUGAAACUCUUGGCUUCCUUUUAGUCAUGUAAUUUCGUAUGUUUAGAAGGUUUUUUUUUUUUUUUAAUAUAUAGUUGCAGACAGUUGCAUACACAUCUUUGCUGCAUACAAAGUUUGGGUGAAAGAGGUGGGGGUUGGAGUACCUUGUCUUCACUGAGGAGUAAAAGGGAAAACCCUUAAGGUUACACAAUCUGCAUCUGGUGAAAAUGUGUCAAGAGCUUUGUUAUUGCCAAACUCACUCCUUUUUAGAAAAGAAAAGGCCAGAAAGUCAUCUCCUCUGUCUUCCACACAAACCACAAGAACAAAGCCAGCUCCCUGCCAGUGACAGGGCUUCUUAUAAUUGAGAAUGUGCCUUAAACAUGAAUGUCGAUGGCCAAAUGCUGUUUCCAAAUUAAAGUCACCCAGCUCUGGAAUGUUCUGGAA